CUAGGGUUUGCUCAUUUGGGGAAAAAGGGUUCUGAGAGAUUUCAAAGAGAAGAGAUGCCGAUGACAGAGUUAAUCUAUGAGAGUGAUCCAGAUGAUCCCGAUUACAUUGGAAGAGAUGGAGACAUGAGCGGAGAAGAUGGAGAUGAUGAUGAAGACGUCGUCGAGAGUGGCGAUGAUGGAGACAUGAGCGGGGAAGAUGGAGAUGAUGAUGAAGACGUCGUCGAGAGUGGCGAUGAUGGAGAGAAGAGUGAGGAUGAUGGGGACGACAUAGCAAAUGGUAGCGAUGUUGAACCAGAGAAUGAGGCGAGGCGAAGCAAGGCAAAGCGGAAGAGAGAGGAGUCUGAAGUGGAAGAAGACAACGAAGAAACACAAGGAAAAACGGAAAAGAAGAGUAAGGUUGAAGAGGAAGACGAUAUAGUGGAAAGGUUUGAGUUUGAGAUAGAAGAAUCUGUAGCAAGCUGGUCUGAUGAGUUUAGGAUUAAUCAAAAUUCCAUCCCUGAGAGUUCAGAUGAAGAGGAAGAUCCAAUAAUUAUUAGAGAUAGGAGAAUUAGGAUGGGAAUUGAUGAUAACUUAGCUAUCGGUAGAACAUUUUUCACUGCGUUUGAGAUCAAAGAGGUUGUGUUACAUCAUGCGUUGAAGUCGAGAGAAAACAUUAGACAAGAAAGGUAUGGGAAGGAAAAAAUUGGUUUUAGGUGUGGUCGUGAUAAGAAUUGUGCUGGAAAGUAUAUUGCGCAUUCGAUAAGAAGUCCUGUGAUUGGAAAGCUUUUCAUGGACAAACUAAGGAUGCAUCCUGAUUACAUGCCGCUUGAUAUUCAACAGCAUAUUAAGGAGCAAUGGAAGCUACUGAGUUCUAUAGGACAAGUGCAAAGAGGAAGACUUUUAGCUCUAAAGUGGCUUCGAGAAGAAUAUGCUCAACAUUUUGCUCAUCUUAGAGGUUAUGUGGCUGAACUGGAAGGUUCAAAUCCAGGAUCCACAUCAAUAGUUGAUACCAUUCGUAAUGCUGAUGGUGAAGACGUUUUUAACCGUUUUUAUGUGUGUCUUGGAGCAAUGAAAAAAGCUUUCUAUUAUUGUCGGCCUAUCAUUAGGAUUGAUGGAACUUUCCUGAAACAUGCUAUCAAAGGUUGCUUGCUUACUGCUAUUGCUCAUGAUUCAAACAAUCAGAUUUAUCCAAUUGCGUGGGCAGCUGUACAAACUGAAAAUGCUAAUAACUGGUUAUGGUUUCUAAAACAACUCAAGGCUGAUUUGGAUCUAAAAGAUGGGACUAACUAUGUCAUCAUAUCUGAUCGUUCUAAAGCGAGUGUUCUUGGAAUUAUAAGUUCAGUUAAAAAUGAGUUGCCAAAUGUUGAGCACAGAAUGUGUGUCAAACACAUAGUGGAGAACUUGAAGGGUAGGCAUGCUAAUAAAGACUUGCUAAAAGGACUUGUUUGGCACUUAGCUUGGAGUUACAACGAUGCAGAUUUUAAAGCUAAUUUAAAGAAGAUUAGAGCUUAUGAUCUUGAAUUAUAUGACGAUGUUAUGAAGGAGGAUCCAAAAAGUUGGUCUAGAGCUUACUAUAAGAUUGGAAGUUGUUGUGAAGAUGUGGACAACAAUGCAACAGAGUCCUUCAACUCCACUAUUGUUAAGGCAAUGGCAAAGGCAUUGGUUCCAAUGUUGGAAACAAUAAGAAGGCAGGCGAUGAGGAGAAUUACAAAGAGAAAUCUAAAAAUUGAAAAAUGGAAGAAGAAGCUCUCUGAGUAUGCAUCCGAUAUAUUAGAAGAAGAGAAAGAAGAUGCUAUGCGAUGUGAGCUAACAAAAGGAACACAUGGUAAGUACGAAGUUCAUUUGGAUGGAAAUUCACAUUAUGUGGAUUUGAAACUUGGGAAAUGGGAGUGUUCAUGCGGUAAAUGGCAAAUCACCGGGAUUCAUUGUGAGCAUGCUUAUGCAGCCAUCUUAGAUGUUAACAAGGAUGUUGAUGAUUAUGCAUCCCCAUACUUUAGUACUCAAGUGUGGAAAGAAGUGUAUGAGAAAGGUCCUGAGCCGGUUAGAGGUCCACGUUUUUGGAUGACCAACAACUAUGUCUUGAUUACCAAACUAGAAGAUCCAAUUCUUCUUGGGAGAAAGAAGGGGCAGAAAAAGAAGUUUGAUCGGAUUAAAGGAAAAAAUGAGUCACCGAAGAAGAAGAAGAAAGGAAAUAAGGAUGGAAAGGAAACAUGGAUACUCAAACUCGAAAGAAAAGGAAGGAUCAUGCAUUGUCGUUUGUCCAUCUACAUCUCAAGCACCAGAUACAAUCACACUCUCACAGGGACCAGAAACACUCACACAAGGAAGCAAUGUCUAGGAGUUGAGAAAUAGUUGCAGGAUUUUUUUGGUUUUAGGACUGUUGGCUUUUUUUUGGUUUUAAGACUGUUGCGGAUUUGUGUUGGUAGUAGAGGAAUGUUGCAGGUUUUGCUUUGGUUUUAGGAGUCUACUCAAUGUAAACGAUUUAUUUUGGUUGCUACUCAAUGCUAUUUUGGUUUUAGGAGUGUCUACUCCAUCACAAUUCACA
This is a messenger RNA of Arabidopsis arenosa, 2524 nucleotides long. Lineage: Eukaryota; Viridiplantae; Streptophyta; Magnoliopsida; Brassicales; Brassicaceae. The record is from the annotation of a GenBank genome assembly.